AUGGCAGCUCUCCGACCAUCCUCCCGUCGCCUCCUCUCCUCCGCCGUCUGCGAGACCCAGUCCUUCCUCAUCCCCCAGAAACGCCGCUUCGCCACCACAAUCAACGAUCCCCUCUCGCCCCCCUCGAACACCUCCGCGAGACCCGCAACAUCCUUCUCCGACCGACUCAACACUGGUCCCUCCUUUGCCGACUUCGUCUCGCCCAAGCAGGAUGAGCCCACCACCCCCGAAGAAGCGCUCGAACUCCGCACAGUGCAAGUAGGCCCAGCAGGCCGCAAGCGCUCCCACACUCGCCUUCCCGAGUGGCUCAAGACCCCCAUACCCGCCAACGAUAACUACAAGCGCAUCAAGAACGACCUCCGCGGCCUGAACCUCCACACUGUCUGCGAAGAGGCACGAUGUCCCAACAUAAGUGACUGCUGGGGCGGGAGUAACAAAGCCGCCGCUACGGCUACUAUCAUGCUUAUGGGCGACACUUGCACGCGCGGGUGCCGGUUUUGUUCCGUCAAGACGUCGAACAAGCCUCCUCCGCUGGACCCUCACGAGCCAGAGAACACGGCAGAAGCGCUGAGUAGAUGGGGCCUAGGCUACGUCGUCCUCACGAGCGUCGACCGCGACGACAUCGCCGACGGCGGCGCUCGACACUUUGCAGAGACAAUCAUCAAGAUCAAGCAAAAAGCUCCCACCAUGCUCGUCGAGGCCCUGACAGGCGACUACGCAGGCGACCUGGACGCCGUAUCCCUCGUAGCCAAAAGUGGAUUGGACGUGUACGCCCAUAACGUCGAGACGACCGAAGAGCUCACCCCCUCCGUCCGCGACCGCCGAGCGAAAUUCCAGCAAUCCCUCGCCGUGCUCCGCGCAGCCAAACGCGCACAGCCCUCCCUCAUCACCAAGACAAGCAUAAUGCUCGGCUUAGGGGAGACAGAAGACGCGCUCUGGCGUACCUUACGAGAUCUACGAGAAGCGGAAGUGGACGUCGUGACGUUUGGACAGUACAUGCGGCCUACGAAACGACACAUGAAGGUUGAGGAAUAUGUUACGCCGGAGACGUUUGAACUGUGGAGGCAGAGAGCGCUGGAUUUGGGAUUUUUGUAUUGCGCGAGUGGGCCGCUGGUGAGGAGUAGUUACAAGGCGGGGGAGGCGUUUAUUGAGAAUGUGUUGAAGAAGCGGGCGAGGAGGAGUGAGUUGGUGGGCGCGGAGGCGAUGAUGAAGGGUAGUGAGAAGAUGACAUAG
Saxophila tyrrhenica is the source of this 1233-nucleotide messenger RNA. RefSeq lists its product as uncharacterized. Gene Ontology annotation, molecular function: 4 iron, 4 sulfur cluster binding; lipoate synthase activity. The coding region runs from base 1 to 1233 and encodes 410 amino acids. Gene Ontology annotation, biological process: lipoate biosynthetic process. The transcript has a single exon. Gene Ontology annotation, cellular component: mitochondrion. NCBI's taxonomy places the organism in Eukaryota, Fungi, Ascomycota, Dothideomycetes, Mycosphaerellales, Extremaceae. The record is from RefSeq and is a predicted model, not a curated record.